UUGCGAAAGAGCAUACGGCUGGUCGAAUAGCGUCACCAUGCCAAGCCCAACCAUCGUCGAAUCACGGCUUAGAGGCUCACCCGCCGUCUGCACGAGCUGCUCAGCAGAGCUCGAUUUCGAACGGCCGCAUUCUUACGAAGGACAGCUUCACGUUCGGUGCGCUCGAUGCAAGAACGUCUUUGCGUGGAAACCCGAGAGCUCUACAGGAGGGGGUAGCAAGUACAGCGGCUCUGGAAAAGCUGGAUCGGGCGUGGCUACGAGCGGUCGACCGGGUACCGAUGAGAAUCCUAAAGAGACGGCGUAUUAUGAUAUCCUCGGAGUCACUCCCAAGGCGACUCAGGAGGAGAUCAAGAAGGCCUACAGGAAGAUGGCUAUCAAACUGCAUCCGGACAAGAAUCGAGGAGACCCAGAUGCGGAUGAAAAGUUCAAAGACCUCAGUAUCGCUUAUCAGGUACUGUCGGACCCGAACUUGCGUCACAUUUACAACCUCAAUGGACAGCGAGCUGGAGGCGGUGUAGAGCCUGCUGGUGGUUUCCAGGAUCCUGACGUAGUACUCGGAAUGAUGUUCGGAGGAGAACGAUUCCGAGAUCUCGUCGGCGAGAUCAGCAUCGGCAAGGACAUGAAGGACGCCAUGGAGGCCGAACAGCAGGAAGCAGAGGAAGAAGCUGCAGCGGGACCACGAGCUGUUGACGCCAAGGGCAAGCCGAUCUUUACGCCCGAAGAAAUCCAGAAGAAGCAACAACGACAGAAAGCUCUUGCCGAUAAAAAGACCGAAGCCAGGAAGGUCCGGGUCGAAAAGCUGUCGGAGAAUUUGAUCAACAAGGUCUCGAUCUUUGCUGAGGGAGCCAAGUCGGAGAACGACAAGGCGGUCAUGACCUCGUUCAAGGAGAUCUGUCGAUUGGAGGCGGCUGAGCUCGUCAAGGAGAGCUACGGUUGGGAGUUGCUGCAAGCCAUCGGAAGAACUUAUAUUUCCAAGUCGGAGCAAUUCCAGGCUUCCUCGACUUUCGCUCCGUUUGGUUGGUUCCACAGUGCUAAACAAAACUUCAACCUGAUCGGUGAUACCGUUUCGACACUACGAGCUGCACUGGAGCUCAAGGCUGUGUUUGAAAAGCUGCAACAAGCCGAACAGUCUGGCCUGUCACAGGAAGCCAUCCGGAAGCUUGAAGAGCAGGCUGCGGAGCAGGGUAUGCGAACCAUCUGGAAGGGUGCCAAGUUAGAGGUCGAAUCGGUCAUUCGUGAAACCUGCGACAAAGUGUUGAAUGACGCCACUGUCACCGAGAAGAAACGGUACAUGAGGUCCGUCGGUCUCAAGAUCAUGGGAGAAGCUUUCGUUGCUCAACCCAAAGAAGGCGAAGAGGUCGAAAAGGUUGAGGAGCGACCAAAGGCUCCUCCUCCUCCGCCUGUCCAUUAUAAUUACCCUCAGGACAAAACCCCCGCUACCCACACCAGCAGUGCGACAAGAGGCCCCAGUAACCAAUCGCAGCCACCGCUGCCUCCAAGGCCGACUCAAGCACCGGAGAAGACCAAGUCUACCCCUCAGUCCUCCGCGCCUAGUCAGGGUAGUCAGUCGGCACAAGGCCCGCCUACACUACCGCAACGAAACGAGCCUAGUGCCAAGUCCUCUGGUACGCAUGCUGCUCUACCCUGACAAGGCUGCGCGCGCAUGUAGCUUAUCUAUAAUAUACAUUUGAUGACAGG
This is a messenger RNA of Filobasidium floriforme, 1698 nucleotides long. RefSeq names its product putative chaperone regulator. The transcript is spliced from 10 exons. Lineage: Eukaryota; Fungi; Basidiomycota; Tremellomycetes; Filobasidiales; Filobasidiaceae. The coding region runs from base 38 to 1648 and encodes 536 amino acids. The record is from RefSeq and is a predicted model, not a curated record.